AUGGCGCAACUCCGAAGGAUACGAACCCUGUUUGUUCCCCUGCUGAUAGCCCUCCUGGCAGCGCUUACCGUCGCGGACGACUGUGGACGUGAUUUCCAGGGCAAAUGUAGCUGUGGUUUUCAGAUGUACAACUACCGCACACAGUACGUCGUGAACUGUACCAACACGGGCUUCCGGGACACGGUCGUGCUCGAGCGGCUGCCGUUGCAAACCGAGGUCGUUAUCUUCAAUGGGAACUACGUCAAAGAGCUACCGUGGAACGUGUUCGGCGCACUGAACGAUCUCGCCAAUCUGACCAUCGUCGACAUGAGCAACAACCACAUCCACGAGAUCCGCGGCAAAUCGUACCAUCACGUGCCGAACGUGCGGCGCUUGAUACUGAACCACAACAACCUCAGCAUCUCCCGGUACGACGACGAAGAGUUCAACCAUCACCAUCCGCGUGUGUUUUCGAACUUCAUCAACCUGCAGGAGCUGCACCUGACGAACGCGUUCGCGGACAACACGUCGGCCGAGCUGUCGGCCGAUCUGCACGACAUCUUCGUCAACAGCAAUCUUACCAAGCUGGUCAAGCUGCACCUGGAACAGAACGAGAUCGUGCAGUUUAAUGACAAGCGUGUGUUUUGCGAUUUACCAUCGCUACUCGAUCUGCACCUCGGCGACAAUCUGCUGACCGAGCUUAACUUCAAUCUCAGCUGUAUGCCCCGGUUACGUUUCCUCGAUCUCGAGCGCAACCGUUUCGAAACCGUGCGGGCGCGUGAUCUCAGCCUGCUCGAUGCGGUUCAGGCACAGCCAGGACGCGCCACGCCGCUCACGGUUGACUUUACGUACAACCCGUUCGUGUGCGAUUGCGGACUCUAUCCGCUGUUCGAUUGGCUCGAUCGGACGAACGUUACCGUGCGCAAUCGGGACGGUUUGGUGUGCUUGAGAAACCGUCAGGUACGGGAACCGAUCCGCACACUGAACGUUGGACGCUGCCGAAAGCAGGUGGCGUCAUCUGGUGGUGGUGGAAAUGGAGGUAACGCAACUGGACACACCACUACGCUCGUAUUUGUGCUCGUCUGCUUGAGCUGUGUGUUGCUGGCGCUCAUCGGGGGACUGCUGUACGUUAGCAAGGAUAAGCUGCGCGGCGUAUUGACACCCGUCGUCGAUUCCGUCUCGAAGAAGGUGCACUACACCACGAUCAAGGAUGAAGAAGCGCCGGAGCAGUAUGUGUGA
Anopheles marshallii is the source of this 1218-nucleotide messenger RNA. RefSeq names its product SLIT and NTRK-like protein 4. NCBI's taxonomy places the organism in Eukaryota, Metazoa, Arthropoda, Insecta, Diptera, Culicidae. The record is from RefSeq and is a predicted model, not a curated record. The transcript has a single exon. The coding region runs from base 1 to 1218 and encodes 405 amino acids. Gene Ontology annotation, cellular component: membrane. Gene Ontology annotation, molecular function: protein binding.